Molecule: messenger RNA, 2023 nt
Organism: Monodelphis domestica (gray short-tailed opossum)
Lineage: Eukaryota; Metazoa; Chordata; Mammalia; Didelphimorphia; Didelphidae
Source: RefSeq, a predicted model, not a curated record
UCUAGCAAUCUUAGCUAAGCUCAGGACUGUUCAAGAUUUUGGGGCUGGGAUUGGCAAACUCACUUUUCUGGCCCCCUCGAUCAUUCCCUGGAGUCUAGGCCAAACUUACAGAUGGCAUCUCCAGUCUAGAGGGAAGACCUUUUCCCCUAGUGUCCUGGAGGCAGUUCUGCUGGUAGUUGCUAACCCUCAUUGUAUUGCCUGUGAGGUAUCAGGUCUCCUUCCUGGUAUGCCUCACAUUCCUGCAGUAUCUGCGGAGAAAAUGAACCUGAAAACCUGGUCCUGGGAGCAAGCUUAGUGGUGCCCAUUGCCACGGAGAAAGCAGGCAAAAGAAAAAAGAAGAUACUGCCAAUGUUGUGGCAAACUUGGACGCCGACCCAGAUUUACGGGCAAGAUCAAACCUAAGUUCCCCGGAGAGCGAAGGAGACGAUCAGAGCCACACCAUGGCCCAGGUAUCCCGAACCGAUUAUCAGUACCGCAAGAUCUACAGGUAUGAAGCCCCAUGGACUGUGUAUGCCAUGAAUUGGAGCGUACGGGCCGACCAGCCCUUCCGCUUGGCUCUGGGAAGUUUUAUGGAAGAAUACGGUAACAAGGUACAACUCGUGAGCCUGGCCUCUGACUGGGUUGACACCCACGGGGACUUUAUAUGUGGCCACACUCUGAACCACCCGUAUCCCGCUACCAAGGUUAUGUGGAUCCCUGACCCUCAGGGUAUUCGUCCAGACCUACUAGCCACUAGCGGCGACUACCUACGGGUGUGGCGCUGCCCAAGUGCCACUGAGGUGCUUCCUGCCACGGGUAGAGCGAGGGGAACUAUCCAUGGCGCCCAGGCAGCAGGGGGCAGUGUUUUCCAAGGGCGCGGGCGUGGCCGAGGGCGCGGUCGCGGUCGCGGGCGCGGUUUCACUGUUGCCGAGGCUGCUUCCACAGUUGGGGCAGCCGCUGAUUUGGAACCCCGCCUCGAAUGCCUCCUUAAUCACAACAAGAAUACCCGCUUCUGCUCUCCCCUCACCUCUUUUGAUUGGAACGAGACAGACCCCUCCCUUCUGGCCACGUCAAGCAGCGACACGACUUGCACCAUCUGGGCCCUGGAGACCCGCCAGAUAGUGGGCCGAGUGUCCGGGCAUGGGAAGUCGCAGAUUGUUAACCAUGACAAAGAGGUCUAUGACGUUGCCUUCGGAGGGGGCCGAGAUGUGUUCGCUUCGGUGGGUGCUGAUGGCUCCUUGCGUAUGUUUGACCUGCGCCAGCUGGACCGCAACACCGUGGUGUAUGAGGAACCCCAGCGCCUGCCACUGCUGCGCCUUGCCUGGAACAAAAAAGACCUUAACUACGUAGCCACCGCAGCCAUGAAUUCCACUGAGGUAGUCAUUCUCGACCUGCGUAUGCCUGGCCAGCCUGUGGUCCACCUCAACCGCCACGGAGCCUGCGUCAACGGGAUUACCUGGGCGCCUCACUCUUCGGGCCACAUCUGCACUGCUGCCGACGACCACCGCGCUCUCAUCUGGGACUUUCAGCAGAACCCCCCAGCUGCUGAGGACCCCAUUCUGACCUACACCGCCAAUGGGGAGAUUAACAACGUGCAGUGGGCCUCCGCCAAUCACCCUGACUGGAUUGCCAUCUGCUACAAAAACUUUCUGGAACUGCUCCGGGUCUAAGGCCUUGGCCAGGCCCAGAGAGCUCUGCUCAGGCCCCAGUCAAAACACUGGAAGAAGUUAAGAAAGGAAAAGCGACCAGUUGUUGCAGCAUUAUUGACCCUCUUUAUAUGGUUCAUCAGUUAAGAGUUCAUCAACCCUUCCUAGAAAAUCCCCAAGAAGUUAAGACUGUUAAGACUUUGCUUUUGCCAGAGAAUUUCCAAGAUGCUCUGAUUAUUAAGACUUUUGCCAGAACAUUCCUGAGCCCCCACCACCGUUAAGAACUUUUUCUUGGGCUGGAUUCCUCCUCCUGCAAGGAUGCCGAUUUGACCAGAGGGGCCACCACCAGCUGUUCCCUCUCUCUUCUUCAGUUACUAUUAAACCAAAUUUGGCCCUAA